AUGGCUACACCCAGCGAUAAAGCUACUGAAGAAGUGAUAAAGAAAAAUCUAGAAUCAGGCCAACAAGAACAACAGCAACAACAACAACAACAACAACAACAGCAGCAGCAACAACAACAACAACAACAACAACAACAAAAUACAUCCAAUUCAAAACAACAACCUUCCCAUCUGCAAUGUGCCCCUCAAGAAGAACCACAACAAUAUCAGCAAGUAUUUGAACAAUUCCAACAACUGCUCAGACAACUUAAACAGCAAUAUCCUAAACAACUUGAACAAUUUUCAAUGCUGUGCUAUCUGAUGGAGCAGAUGCGCAAAGAAGAAUAUCCACAAGGCUUUCUACAACUUUAUAGCCGACUCCUACAACUAAUAGAACAAAUUAAACAACAAUAUCCAAGAAAUUUUCUGAAUUUACAACAUCCAUUAUAUCAGCAAGAGCAACUAUACUUGUCCCAACAACUACAAACAGUUUUUCAUCAAACUAUCGCCACCUGCAACUCACUAUCACAAGAAUUUAACCACAGCUUCAACAACAACAAUUUAAACUCCUGCAACAACAAUUACUUUUGCAACAACAACUUCAACAACUACUUUGUAUACAACAAGAGAAAAUUCUGCAGCAGUUUCAACAGUCGCAACUCACAGUUCCACCGCAACAACCUUCAAAACAGAAGACUCUUCGACUACCAGCUAGUUAUUUCUGCGGACGGACUUCAGAAUCACUUGAAGCUAGCAUAG
Messenger RNA from Helobdella robusta, 738 nucleotides. RefSeq lists its product as hypothetical. The transcript has 3 exons. The record is from RefSeq and is a predicted model, not a curated record. NCBI's taxonomy places the organism in Eukaryota, Metazoa, Annelida, Clitellata, Rhynchobdellida, Glossiphoniidae. The coding region runs from base 1 to 738 and encodes 245 amino acids.